Messenger RNA from Contarinia nasturtii (swede midge), 1863 nucleotides. RefSeq lists its product as uncharacterized. The transcript is spliced from 5 exons. The coding region runs from base 161 to 1810 and encodes 549 amino acids. NCBI's taxonomy places the organism in Eukaryota, Metazoa, Arthropoda, Insecta, Diptera, Cecidomyiidae. The record is from RefSeq and is a predicted model, not a curated record.
AAUAAUAAAAAAAUAUUUUAAAUGUAUAAGUCAAACGAUUUCAAAUACGAUCCUGUAUACAUCUCAAUGCACUGAUUCUUUCAAAACAGAUUGCUGAAUCAGUCGUUUGGUGGUGCUACGCAAUUGUGAUUGAUACCGAUAAAUUGAACACAAAACAAAAAUGACGCACAUUAUCGAAUAUACAAAGCAUUCCGAUAAUUAUUUGGUCUAUCACUUUGAAUUUGAGUGUAAUGAUGACAGUGCAAUUGGAAAAUAUGCCGGCAAUUGUUCGUUGAAUAAAUUCAUGUCAUUAAACGAUUGGCAUCAAAUAUUAAAUGCCUUGCACGAACCAGUUGAAUAUUAUAUCCAGAAUCCACUUCGAAAACCGACAGCUAUUGAACGACAAAUUGACAGCACAAAUUUUCAACUGCAAAUUACAUGGACGGAUAUGGACGUAGCAUUCUAUUCGAAAUUGUUGCAUUCAAUUGAUUUCAAUUCAGUUUUUCCGUUCGUGAUCGAUGUUAAAGUUUUCCAGCGUUCAAAUGUGGAUAAAUUUAAGCCGGCCAUUGUUGUAACUAACAUUAACAGUCCCACCGCUGCAACCAACAUCGCUAGCCCCAAAAUCAGUGCUGAAAUCAAUGACAACACCAAUAAGACUGUCGUAACACCAGUUAGAAAAAAGACGUUGAUCGAGUCCAAAAAGACGCCAAAAGAAAACAUUGACAAAUCAACAGAAGCAAUAACAUCGGCCGUCACAAAAGUUGACUUCAAAAAUGGAAUUCGAUUAAGAGAUUGUUGUGUAAGACUGCCGUUGCUGCAGUUUGACGAGAAUGGUGAAGUAAUCCAAAAGAAUAUGGUACAAAAAAAGCGAAAAUUCAGCGAAAUAAUCGAAAAGACAAAAAUACAUUCCGUUGAAAAUUCACCGGAUAAAUUUUCACACCAAAAUAAUUUCAUGGCUUCCAGCAGCAGUACGCCAUUGGUGGCUAAUUUGAAUAAGCAACUCAAACGUAUCGCAAGUGAUGUUCGUGGAACGUUUGAUAAAUCAAGACAUAAAACGGUGAAGCGUUUUACAAACAACCGAUUAACAACAACGCCACGCGUUAAUGGCAAAUCUAGCGGACAAUUUUUUCCAAGAUUACGGCUUCUCAAGGCACCCGAAAAUUUAAAGCGAUUGGACACAUCCAAAAGGUCAACGCAAAAAAGUAUGAUAAAAAAAACGACCAAAACAAAGACCGAUAAAGUAAAACGCUUGAAACCAAAACCACCAUCAAUUACCAACGAAUCGGAAUUAUUCGAGACAGUAGUUGAACCGAAGAAGAAGAUUAAGAAACCGUCCGAAAACAAAAAGGAUAAGAAGAAUCUGACGCCCAUUUCGAAUGGAAUUGACCAAAUAGGAAAAAGCGACCUAAAAUCAAUCAGCGACUCUGAAUUAUUUAAAUCAUUCGAUGACCACAACAAAAUGAUAUCAGAUCUAUUUCACGACUACUUGAAACAAACUGAUGCCAAGGUACGCCAAUUCGGCGAUUACAAUCAUUUCGAUAUGAUUUCGUUGUUUACAACUGAUCAAUUUUCAACCAUGUUGGACAUUUUAUUCGAUAAAUUCGUGAAAAUCGGUGAAUUUGGCGAGAUUUGUUAUGAUGCAUUGUUCCUUGAACUGAUUGUUCCUGAAUGGGCUCUGGCCAUUUAUAUGAAACGGCAUGCAUUAGACCGUAAAACAGCCAUCGAACAGAUUUAUGCAUAUAAAUCGAAUGAAAACCAAAAUUUCGAUGGUUAUACCUCAAUUGUCUCAAUUAAAUUAGAUGAUACAAUGAAUACCUCCACAAAACAGUAAUAAAUCAAUUUCGUAUAGGGCUUUAAAUUUUAACUGCUUUAUUCUGUUCUAAA